AUGACUGAUUGGAAUUUAAUCGACCGGUGCAUACAUUACGAUGUAGUGAUACCACAUUCAUGGUUGAUAUUUUUCGGGGGUGAUAUCUCUAACUUAUUAAAUGAACUACGUUUACAAUUAGUUGAGAUAACUUUUGAUGGGAUAGGUAUGACUGAUAUGCCAAUGCUUAGAAUUAACAAUCAACGUGCUAUGCUGCAGUUACGUCAUGACAUCGAAGUCUGGUGGUUCCGAUUGUUCAACGUGAAUAGUAUCACUGACCGAUGUUAUUAUAUUCUUGAAAAUUAUGGUGUUAAUUUAUUUCUGAAUAUGAGUGAUUAUGAUCAAGAAUAUAAUUUUAACAUCCAAUCAACACCACCGGCACCUUCACCACCAUCUUUACCAACGCCUUCAGCAAUGUCAAGCCAAGUAGCGACCGUUAGCAGAUAUUAUUCAUGGGCUCAAGAGCCCAUGGGUAUGAGACGAUUAAUUGGACAGUGGAUGUUGCAAAGCUCCAUUGAAAUGAUACAACAACAACAACAAGAAUAUGAAGAAGAAGAGCAACAACGAGGACAACGACGACGACGACGACGACGACGACGACGAGAACGACAAGAUCGACGAAGCUCAUCGAGUGAGAGAGAUGAUCAACGCAGAGUUGAUUUUGGAAAUUUGCAAAUUUCACCACCCCGCAGAAGACGAAGAAUGAAUUCACCGCCACCACCACCACCACCAUCCUCACCACAACCGGGGACAUCAAGCGGGCUGCCAGGGCUCAACCUGCUACGGCUACGCUUUCAUGAUGAACAAUCUUCAUCAUCAUCAUCAUCAGAAGACCUUGAUAUCUAUCAGAAUGUUAAUGAUGGAUAUAUUGCUGACGAUGAAGAUAAUUCUCCAGAUUUUUUUUCACGAGAAGGUGAAUCAGAAGAAAAAUCUGGAGAUAUGAUGUGUCAACAUUGUGAAUCAUCGCAUGCCAGAGAUGAACCAUCUGAGUUUAGAAGAGCACCAUCGCCGUCAGCAUCAACAACAGCAUCAACCUUAAUAUUAUCAACAGUGUCAACAGAAAAUAAUUUUACCGAGAUUUUCCGCUAUCCAACUCAAAAUGUAGAUUAUAAUUCUAAUGGUGAGCAUUCAUCAUCAUCGAAUGAUGAUGAUGAAAUACUUAUAGAUUUAUAA
This is a messenger RNA of Cotesia congregata, 1152 nucleotides long. The record is from the annotation of a GenBank genome assembly. Lineage: Eukaryota; Metazoa; Arthropoda; Insecta; Hymenoptera; Braconidae.